Cottoperca gobio is the source of this 1094-nucleotide messenger RNA. RefSeq names its product purine nucleoside phosphorylase 4a (gene pnp4a). The record is from RefSeq and is a predicted model, not a curated record. Bases 123 to 1001 code for a protein of 292 amino acids. Gene Ontology annotation, biological process: nucleoside metabolic process. Lineage: Eukaryota; Metazoa; Chordata; Actinopteri; Perciformes; Bovichtidae. Gene Ontology annotation, molecular function: purine-nucleoside phosphorylase activity. The transcript is spliced from 7 exons. Gene Ontology annotation, cellular component: cytoplasm.
CACACACACACACACACACACACACACACCCACACGCAGUAAGUGACAGAGGCUUCUCACAGAAACACACAUCAGUCUGCUUCAUAUUCAUCAUCAUCUUCAUCGUCUGUCAUCCGUCCAUCAUGCACAGCAAAGAACAAAUCAGUCAUGACGAUUACCAGAAGACGGCUGAUUGGCUGAUGUCUCAGACGAAGCACCGCCCCCAGGUGGCGAUCAUCUGCGGGUCCGGACUGGGCAUGCUCGCUGACACCCUCAAGUGUCAGGACUCCUUCGCUUAUUCUGACAUACCGGGCUUCCCACAGAGCACAGUGCAGGGUCACGCAGGUCGGCUGGUUUUCGGGGAGCUGAAGGGGAAAACAUGUGUGUGCAUGCAGGGUCGCUUCCACAUGUAUGAAGGACAUUCACUCUGCAAGACGACGUUUCCAGUUCGAGUCUUCAAGCUGUUGGGAGUUGAGACUCUGAUCGUGACGAACGCUGCCGGCUCAUUGGCCGAUGGCCUCCAGCCCGGUGACAUCAUGAUCAUCAAAGACCACGUCAACUUCCCAGGAUUCGUCGGUCUGAACCCGCUGAGCGGACCCAACGACGACAAGUUCGGACCUCGUUUCCCGGCCAUGUCAGGUUGCUAUGACAAAGGUCUGCGUAGCACAGCGAUGGAGAUCGGCAAGCAGCUGGGCGUGGCCGGCCUCAUGCAGGAGGGUGUGUACGCCAUGGUGGGGGGGCCGAACUUUGAGUCCAUCGCUGAGGCCAGACUGCUGCAUCGACUGGGGGUGGACGCUGUCGGUAUGAGUACGGCUGCUGAGGUCGUCGUGGCGACUCACUGCGGUCUGCGAGUGUUCGGCCUCUCUCUGAUCACCAACAAGGUGGUGAAGAGCUACGAGGACUCGGACAGUGUGAACCACGAGGGCGUGCUGGAGGUCGGCCGGCUGCGUUCUCAAACUGUUCAGCAGCUGGUGACUGAGCUGGUCAGCAGGAUGGAGAUCAACAACAACACUGCUAUCUGAACACACACACACACACACACACACACACACACACACACACACACACACACACACUUACACAUACACAUGCACAUACACACACACACACACACA